Messenger RNA from Cetraspora pellucida, 3066 nucleotides. Lineage: Eukaryota; Fungi; Glomeromycota; Glomeromycetes; Diversisporales; Gigasporaceae. The record is from the annotation of a GenBank genome assembly.
AUGGAACAUUAUGAUCCAAAACUGGAAAGAACAUUUAAUACUCUUACCGUUCUUAUUAAGUCCAAGAAGCGUUCUUCGGUAAACGAAGUUUAUGUUGAUAUCCCUCCGCGAAAAAAAGUUCGUGGAUUAUACAAAAAGGAAAUAUCGGAAAGUGAAAUUAUUUAUAGUGAACAAGAGUGUUUAGAUGCAUUGAUGCCUGCAGAUUCUGGUGAUACGAUGUCCGACAAUGACUAUGAAAAAUUUUACCUCAACGAUUUUAUUUUUUAUGAUAGCGUGGAGAAUGAGGUUGUGGAUUUUUUUCCGGAAAGGAGUACUGAAAAAAUUCUAUUUUGGGAUGGUGAUAUUGUUGAUGAUGACAAGAACAUGGCGUGUAAAAGGGCAAUUUUCAAAACGUUUUCGAUUAGCGGUUUCGGGUUGGAAGAAUCAAAUUUAGAGGUCAUGAUCCAAUCAAGUCUUAAUGACAAAGUGUGGUACGCACUUCGUACACCACAACCUAUGUACCAUGAUAUCUGGAUUGCGUUUUUAUGGAAAGCGCAUUUGGUGAAAUAUGCGCUCGAUUAUAUAUAUAAUAAUCCGGAUGUCCUUUUUGAAGAUUUUAGAUUCGGAUUUUUUGACUGGAUAACCGAACAUAGAAAAGAUGAUAGUAUUUUUAAAAAAUGGCUUAGUGAAGUGAACGGCAAUACGGAUUUCAGAUCGGUUGUUGCAAAUAACAUACACUUAAUUUGGCAUGAAGCAUACAAUCUUGGCGAAGAUUAUUCGUGCUUGCCAUUCUUUACAGAUGAAUAUUGUCCUGCAAAAUAUUCUCGCAUUGAAAGUCAAAAUAAAAUUGAAAAGACAGUUGUUACACCAAAAGUGUAUAAAUGGUUUCAUGGCUUAUUUCCGGAGUUACUACAACCUUUAGUACCGAUCAGCGAAAGUGAGUGCAUUCCGAUUGUAUAUAUUCAGAAUGAUGAGGAAUUCAGAGAAAUUAAUUAUAAGAGUCGAUGGUUAUUCGAUAAUCCGCUUGAAGAACCGCAUUGUUUUGAACAAGUUACAGUUGAUGGUAUAACUCUUAAAGUAGGGGAUGCGGUUGAAGUAGUUUCUAUUGACGGAUCUGCCGAUGGUCGUUGGUUUUGUAUAAUAACUACGUUCAUAAAAAGAGGCAAAAGCGGAUUGUUUCGAUUACUGUGGCUAUACACACGUCAUCAAACUGUACUCAGAAAACUUGAUAAGGAUGUCAGUAUUAACAAAUCAAGAGAAUUAUUUUUCUCGUCCAAUUGUGAGUGCCAGGAACCAUGGCCUCUUGAAAACAUAAUUCGCAAGAUUGAUGUGCACUUUGGGAAGUCGUGUUGUCCAGACCUCGAUCACUCUUUUUUCUGUCGCUAUCAAUAUUCUCAUGAAACUGAAGAUUCGUUCUUGUCUUUCCAUCCAGGAUUACUUCCCAAAAAGGAUGGACUGAUCUGCGGUUGUAAACGACCUGAAACUAAUUAUUAUGAGGAAUUUAUUGAAAAGUAUAAGAUUAAUGACUGUAUUCUAUUAAUGCCGCUUAAAGGAGACAUUUUGGAUUUGUACACAGUUUGCUGUAUUGAACGAUUCGAUUUAGAUAGAAAAUCUGUCUGGUUAAGACGAUUUUACAGAUGGAGCGAAACAUCAGUAAAACGGCCAAAGUCACCAAUAAACGAAAUUUUAUAUUCUGAAUACGUUUUCGAAUUUAAUACAUUUCAACAUGUAGUUAGUUCAUGUCAUGUUGAGUUUGUUAAAUAUGGCAAAAAAAUACCAGUCAAUCUUCAACAUCGUGGUGCCGGAAAUCAUUUUUACUUUUCAAGGAAAUAUGAUCGGAUAACUAGAACAAUUCAUCCUAUUAAAUCAGAAUCACAGCAACUUUCAGAAAAUUUUCCCAGUUAUUCUUUUAAGAUAGGAAAUACAUAUAAGUUGAAGUGUCUUGACUUAUUUUGUGGAGGUGGUUCGUUGGGUCGUGGAUUUGAAGAUGCAGGCUUCACGCAUUGUCAAUGGGCUAUUGAUAAAUAUGAGGCCGCUAUAAAGACUUAUAGGCACAAUCUUCAACACGACGACAUUAACAUAUUGAAUCAGAGUGUAAAUAACAUACUUUCUGAUGCGAUUUUAGGAGUUCCAAAAGCUCGGGUUCCACCUAAAGGUGAUGUUGAAAUAAUACUUGCAGGUUCACCUUGUCAAGGGUAUUCUUAUAUGAACAGGCAACAGCAUAAUAUCAAAGCAAAAAGAAAUAACUCUCUUGUUGCUUCUGUUGUUUCCUUUGUGGAUUUAUACCAUCCGAGAUACCUAUUAUUGGAAAAUGUUCGGAGGAUUACGUCAUCGGAUGCAUUUUAUCGAUUAAUCGGAUGUCUUCUUGAGAUUGGAUAUCAAAUCCGAUUUGGUGUAGUAUCAGCUGACAGAAUGGGAUGUGCCCAAAAACGUUAUAGAAUGUUCUUAUGGGGAGCUGCUCAUGGUGAGGUCUUACCAACGAUGCCGCCAGUUACUCACAAGGGUCUAAAUGACACAUUUGAAACUCAUGCAAGUUUUCCCAUGGUUUCAAUAAAGGAUCACAUAAGUGAUCUUCCACCAAUCGGUGAAGGAGAAAUCUGGUACCCUUCAUUUCCGGACCACAAGACUUAUCAAAUGAGUGUGAAAACCAAAGAAAUUCUUCGAAGGAUACCAACAUUCCCACCAGCAAGAGAUUAUUAUUACGCUCGGAAGCAUAAAUUUAUAUCUGACUUACAUGCUGUACCGAGCUAUGACGCUAAGUUGAUAAAAUUUCCUAAAGCCGCACAAAGCUAUAGAUAUUGUCAACGGAUUGACCCGAGUGGUUUAUUUCCAACAAUAUGCACAGCAAUGCGCCCUAGUGGAUAUUAUCCGGAAGUUGUUCAUUAUAAGGAGCCACGAAUGGUUAGUGUUCGUGAGGCGGCUCGGGCACAAGACACUGAUAUUUUAUGUGGAACAAUCGGGGAUCAAUAUAAAAUUGUUGGCAAUUCCGUUCCACGUAAUGUUGCUUUUUCACUUGGGCUUGAGCUUGGACGUGCACUUUGUGAUUCACAACAUGAAAACGCAGCAAACACUUUUCAAUAUAAUUGA